CUUGUCUGGGUCUCGAGUUGUAAAUAAUUAGUUUAGUCGCCAGAAUGAUUCCAUCUCUGCCUCUUGUCUCCAGUUGGUUAGCCAUCCUGCUGAUCUUGAUGGAGCUGAUUGAGGUAUGGUCUAAUUGCUGCGCCUGUCCAUCUCGUCGCUGCAAAAUCCCGCAGUGGCCGUGCUGCGACAAAAAGACCAAAUGGUGGAAUACAUUUUUCGGUUAAGAAAUGGUUCUAUGGAAAAUAUUUUUUAAAAAUUGUAAAAGUCUGGUUUUAUCUAAGACACGCGCAGUUUGUUUUUUAAGACAACUAGUAUGUUAAUAAAAACAUUAAUUAAUUAA
Messenger RNA from Drosophila elegans, 331 nucleotides. RefSeq lists its product as uncharacterized. The transcript has a single exon. Lineage: Eukaryota; Metazoa; Arthropoda; Insecta; Diptera; Drosophilidae. The record is from RefSeq and is a predicted model, not a curated record. Bases 45 to 215 code for a protein of 56 amino acids.